This is a messenger RNA of Capsella rubella, 2415 nucleotides long. Its product is annotated as BEL1-like homeodomain protein 4. Gene Ontology annotation, molecular function: RNA polymerase II cis-regulatory region sequence-specific DNA binding; DNA-binding transcription factor activity, RNA polymerase II-specific. The coding region runs from base 306 to 2321 and encodes 671 amino acids. The record is from RefSeq and is a predicted model, not a curated record. Gene Ontology annotation, biological process: regulation of transcription by RNA polymerase II. Lineage: Eukaryota; Viridiplantae; Streptophyta; Magnoliopsida; Brassicales; Brassicaceae. The transcript has 5 exons.
CGAAGAAAGAACAGCGACCUCUUCUUCUUCUUCUUCUUCUUCUCUCUCUCUCUUCCUUUGAAGAAGAUUUUUUUUUUUAUAUUUGGUUUUCAAGAAUUUGCUGAAACACAAAACUCUCACACUCACAAGAGAGCAAAAGAAGAUAUAUAUAAAAUAUAAAAGAAGAAAGAAGCCUAAGACAAAGAAAGCUAUAUAGAAGAGAAAACGAUAGCUAUAAGCUUCUCUGCAACUCCAAGGAUCGAUCCAAGAGCUUUGGAGAGAAAGAGAUAUAUAAUGAAGAGUAAUUACAAGAAUCAAGAAUUGAUAUGGGUUUAGUUACUACUACUACUACUACAACUCUUCUUCAUCAUCAGGAUUUAGAUUCUUCUUCUUCUAUGUCACAAGAUUAUCAUCACCAUCAUCAUCACCAAGGAAUCUUUUCCUUUUCUAAUGGAUUCCACAGAUCAUCAUCAACUACUCAUCAAGAGGAAGUAGAUGAAUCUGCUGUCUCCGGUGCUGCUCAGAUUCUGGUUUAUGAGUCAUCAGCCGGGAUGUUGUCUGAAAUGUUUGCUUAUCCCGGCGGUGGCGGUGGUGGUGGCUCUAGUGGAGAGAUUCUUGAUCAGUCUAGUACUAAGCAAUUGCUAGAGCAACAAAACCGUCACAACAACAACAAUAGCUCAACUCUUCAUAUGUUAUUACCAAACCAUCAUCAACAACAAGGUUUUGCUUUCACCGACGAAAACACUAUACAAGAACAACAACAACAACACUUCACAUGGCCAUCUUCAUCCGAUCAUCAUCAUCAACAACAAAACCGAGAUAUGAUCGGGACCGUACACGUGGAAGGCGGGAAGGGUUUGUCUUUAUCUCUCUCAUCUUCAUUAGCCGCAGCUAAAGCCGAGGAAUAUAGAAGCAUUUAUUGUGCAGCCGUCGAUGGAACUUCUUCUUCUUCUAACGCAUCGGCUCAUCAUCAUCAGUACAACCAAUUCAAGAACCUUCUUCUUGACAACUCUUCUUCUUCUCAUCAUCAUCAUCAUCAAGUCGUGGGACAUUUUGGUUCAUCCUCAUCAUCUCCCAUGGCUGCUUCUUCCUCCAUUGGAGGGAUCUAUACGUUGAGGAAUUCGAAAUACACCAAACCGGCUCAAGAAUUGUUGGAAGAGUUUUGUAGUGUUGGAAGAGGACAUAUCAAGAAGAACAAACUUAGUAGGAACAACUCAAACCCUAAUACUACAGGUGGAGGAGGAGGUGGCGGCGGAGGUGGAGGUUCGUCGUCUUCCGCCGGGACAGCCAAUGAUAGUCCUCCAAUAUCUCCGGCUGAUCGGAUAGAACAUCAAAGAAGAAAGGUCAAGCUAUUGUCUAUGCUUGAAGAGGUGGACCGACGGUACAACCAUUAUUGCGAACAAAUGCAAAUGGUAGUGAACUCAUUCGACCAAGUAAUGGGUUACGGUGCAGCGGUUCCUUACACGACAUUAGCUCAAAAGGCAAUGUCUAGGCACUUCCGUUGCUUAAAAGACGCGGUCGCGGCUCAGCUUAAACGCAGCUGUGAGCUUCUAGGGGACAAAGAAGGAGCAGGAGCUGCAUCCUCUGGCCUAACCAAAGGCGAAACGCCGCGGUUGCGUUUGCUAGAGCAGAGUUUGCGUCAGCAAAGAGCGUUUCAUCAUAUGGGUAUGAUGGAGCAAGAGGCAUGGAGACCGCAACGUGGUUUGCCUGAACGCUCCGUUAAUAUCCUUAGAGCUUGGCUUUUCGAACAUUUUCUAAAUCCGUACCCAAGCGAUGCUGAUAAGCAUCUCUUAGCACGACAGACUGGUUUAUCCAGAAAUCAGGUGUCAAAUUGGUUCAUAAAUGCUAGGGUUCGACUAUGGAAACCAAUGGUAGAAGAGAUGUAUCAACAAGAAGCAAAAGAAAGAGAAGAAGAAGAAGCAAAUGAAAAUGAAAAUAAAAACGAACAACAAAGAAGACAGCAACAAACAAACAACAACAACAACAACAACGACACGAAACCCAACAAUGAAAACAACUUCACUACUCAUGUCAUAACCACACAAACUCCAACGACGAUGACAUCGACACAUCACGAUAACGACCCUUCAUUCCUCCCUUCCAUCGUCGCCGCCGCUUCUCACGGCUGCUCGGACGCCUUCACCGUCACCACGUGUCAUCAGCAAGACGUCGUCGUCAGUGACUUCCACGUCAUCGAUGGUGCUGCUAAUGUCAUAAGAUUUGGGACCAAACAGCCUGGUGACGUGUCUCUUACGCUUGGUCUACGCCACUCUGGCAAUAUUCCUGAUAACAACAACAACACUUCUUCUUUCUCCGUUAGAGACUUUGGAGAUUUUCACUAGUCUUCUUCGUUUCUCAUCACAUUUAUUUAUCCCAUAAUUUUAUUUUUAUAGUGAAUUUGUUUUUUGGUUGAUUCUAUAUAUAUGUUUUUAAAUU